AUGCUGCCGCCUGAUCCCCAAUCCUCCCAUUCUCGAACGAAAACCACACCUCCGGACUCUAGUGAAUUGGAGGACACCACACUAGAAUGCGGAUCAAGAGAUGGGGAGCAGCGCCGUGGUUCAAGGAGGCCCAGGAACAACAGGACAUCCAGUACCUUUUUCCUAGAAUCCUCUUUGAUCCCAGCGAGGAGACCGGAACCUGGCUAUGAUGGGGCCACCAUCCUCUCCCGGGCUAGUUCAGCAAGCCAGAGGAAGGGGAAAUGGACUAGUAAUGAAUCCGCCAGCGUUGUUCCUAAACGACAUGCGACUGUUAAUUAUAAAUACAAAAAGUCACCCGUCGGUAUCCCGGCGCCGGCAACCCCCAUGACGAAUGUUUCUCACCGUGAAGCGUCGCGAGAUGGUGCACCUAGGAUGCCCUCCGAUACCUCGUCAGGUGCGGCAUCCACGCAUCCUCCGCAAUCUAUCGGGCUCGAUACGGAUCCAGCUCAGAUAGUAAACUUAGCAUUGAAUCUUAGUGAUUCGAGGAGGAGAUGUGCGUCCGGGAGAGUGGUUUCAAGCAUGACACCAAGAUCCAGGGGGGUCUCAAGAAGUGACAUAUCGGCGGACAGUUACAAAUUUCCCCGACAAAACAUGAUGGAUAGUCAACAUUAUGCUUCACUGGACCAGCGGACAUCCAGCAAAAUAACGUCAGCACCAGGCAUUCGUCGACACCCUUCAGUGGCUCCACGCCAAUCACACUCCCCAUCUAUGGAAAGAUAUCCAGGGUCGGUCAUGACGGAUAUAAGUUCGACACAAUUCGAGCACAUGCCAUAUGACGUAUCCAGUGCUACAAUUGCCAGAGCGGAGAAGACACGAAAGCAUUUUGAACUUUUUGCAGAAUAUCUGCGCCUACUUCCACAUCUACCUCCUCUCCCAACUAACAAUGAACCUUCAGGUUCGACUGCAAAUUCAUCUGUAUCGGCUAGAACGGCAGGAUCUCGUGGCCGGGAAUAUAACCCUCUCCAAUACAUCCGUAAUCGCAAAGUGAGGUUCCGCGAGAAAUGCCCCAUUGAUUCUGAGGCCGAUGGAUGGGACAACCCCGAGAGGGUACGAAGUUGGGUGGACCUGAUUACAGGCUCGGAUGAGAACCCAAAUCAUAGAUCUGAGGAUUGCGUUCUGCUUCCCAAGUUUGACUCCGAUGAUAGACCAGGUAACCAGGCGCAAUCCGUCACAACCACGACCAAUGCUACUAGAGUUCAUAGUGGUGGAGAUAGCAGCAAACCCCGUCGGCCGCGGAUAGAUUGGAUAACUUCUCCCGCAGACUUUUUAGCGGAUGCUGCAUGGCUUGAAGAGGGGUCUAAUAAACUUAAAAUUGAAAACAGAGACGGCAAGCGACUAUUCAGCCCGGACACGCGUUUGCAGCGUAUUCCAUUACAAGGUUUGGAAUCAUCGACCGAGCAGCCUGCUCCGACGACGGAGAAAUCGGAGGGCGACCAUAUUCAACUAACGAAAAGGCCUUCAACUCAUGAAAGCCUCCCUAGCUUCAAAUCUGUUUUCUCUCACGCUCAUACAGGCGCGGAUCGUGGGCGUUCUCGACACAAGAUUAAGAGUCCAGUUCAGCUUUCCCCUCGAAGGUCCCCCUCGAUAGAGGCGAGCAAGUCAAGAUGGCGAAAAGCUCUCUCACGCACUUCUGAUUCGUCUAGCGAAUCCGGCGAUGACGAACAGGAAAAACAUCGGGGGAGAAAACGCUUUCCACGGCUUUCAAGAAGGCCAAUUGAGAAUGAGAACUUGAUCGGCUCCCCAGUCCAAAAAAUCCCCGGAUCGUCGGAUAAGGCCUCUCAAAAACCUACAUCCUCUUCUACCAUACCUCAUAACGUUUCUGACGCACAAAUUGGUGAUGAUGCUCUAUCUUCAAGAAAUAACGCACAACCCCAUAUCCUACCAUUUUUGGACACCCCUCUGGGACAAGAACGGCAUAUUCCGCCACCUGGCAACAACGUGGGAUCAUCGUCAUCAUCUAUGAUCGAGAGAAGAAAAGAUGACAUCCCACGAUCAUCGAUUGCGACUGCUGAUGGUAGCCUUGGUCUAGCGUCCAACAGGCAAGAAAAUCCCAACAUUGCACUAAACCUGUCACCUCCUGAAAGUCGCCCUUCUUCACCGACAAAGCCAUCUGCAUCACGUCUAGUUGAUUUAGGAAAUCGGUUGUCCUACACUAAAACAAACGGUGGAUCAUCUGGGGUAGUUCCUGUCGAUCAUGACGCUCCUGAAUUAACUCCGCAUAAACACUUGUCUGCUCCUGAUAUGCCUCUGUUUAACUCUGUCACACAGCUGGCCUUAGAUCAUCACGAGGACAGAGCUAGAGCAAGUGAUAUUCAUCAUCCUAGCAGCCCACCACAAAUAAACAAGAACCAAAUGCAGCAGGAGUCGAGACUUCGGGGGAUUUUCAAACCUGCACGAUUGGCUGAGCUCGUGGGAAGUGAAGUUUCCAAAGUUGGCGAUUACAUCUGGAAAAAGGAUAUCUCAGGCCACUCAAGGCAGUCAUCAACGGCAUCGAGCGAGGUAUUUUCGGAUUAUGUCGACGCGGAUGACAACUUCCCUGAGGCAAAGCGCAAACAAAAGCUCCACUUGUCUCGUUUUCCGAUCCUAUCCGAAAGUCCCGGUUUAUCACGGAUGAAUUCCAAAAAGGAUUUACCCAAAUACCAUGUGCCAAACCUACCUGUCUUUGCCUCUCCUCCCAAGCACGAUGACCAAGGCGAAUCACAGCCAUUAUGCGAAGUCGACAUCUCAGCGCAAUCUGAUAUUAAGUCACAGCCACUCGAGGACGAAUCAGCCAAUGUCUCUCACAACGACAACCUGCUCAACCCAUUUACUCCCUGCUGCGAUGUGGGAAAUAAUUCCUUUAGAGAGGGCCGCAAUAGCUUCGUUGGCUCUGUGGGAUCAAAUAAAAAUAACAAUAACCACCUUUCCCUCCAAGUCAGUCGAGAUCAGCUUCCAGUCACAGGCCUUACCAAUUUAACCGUCACACCCACUGGCCAACUCCGUCCUACAAUGUCUGUGGCCACAAGAAACUGGAGCAUCUCCCGUAGUAUUGAUGGCCCGUAUCGUAUCGAUAGACGUGAAAUUGCACGAGUAAGAGCUCAUUUGCUCUCGUCGGGAAUUAAGGCACUAGAAAUAUGCCGCCAAGCCGACAUGAUACGGGAUUCCCCUCCUGUCCUCGUAUUUAGCACCGAGCACGGGUUGGGUGGCAAUGUACCUCGCGUCCCGCGGUCUGAGGAAGUGACAACUGCAGCUCGGAGCCUGAUGUUCAAGUUCGACCGCGAAGUUUGCCAAGUUCAGCAUGCUAUGUCGAAAUUCUCAUCAUCAACCUCACCGUCUUUGAAGUCGCGAUUGGAUGAUUUAGACUCAUUAGUCACAUCCACGCUUAACCCACGCAUCCGCGAGCUCACAUCCGAAGCUGACAAACUAACUAGCGAGCUCGCGACGACGAAUACUUUGGCAUUGAAGCAGCUCAACGACUCGCUCGAUAAGGGCUUGAGGAAACGAAAACGCAGGUUUCGAUGGAUAAGCCGUGUCGGGUUUGUCAUGUUAGAAUGGGUGCUUGUUGGGGCUAUGUGGUGGUUGUGGCUAGUUGUGAUGAUCUUCAAAAUUUUUAGAGGCCUGUGGAGGGGUUCUGUUUCGGGCAUUAGAUGGAUUUUAUGGCUAUAA
Molecule: messenger RNA, 3684 nt
Organism: Histoplasma capsulatum G186AR
Lineage: Eukaryota; Fungi; Ascomycota; Eurotiomycetes; Onygenales; Ajellomycetaceae
Exons: 1
Coding region: 1-3684 (1227 amino acids)
Source: RefSeq, a predicted model, not a curated record